AUGGCAUUCUCGCAGAAGUCGCCCGGCAUUUUUCCCGCCGGUGACGGUGGAACUCCGUUGCAGAACCGUGAAACGGGCAGAGGCGGACUCGAGUCCCGGGAGGAAGAAGCUCUCGAAACUGAGAGAUGGAGUGUCCUUGAGUCUUCAGUUCAUGUCCCUGUCUUCCUGUCUCGGCCGUUCCGACCUACGCGCGAGAGAACCACAGCCGGAGGAAAGGGCAUUCUCCCCAGUGCCUCUGCCACACUGAGAGAGACAGGAUUGAGUGAAGGAAGUCGAAGACAAGGGGACAGAAUGACCAGGACGGUUCAGCAUGAAGGCAGACACCCUUCCUUGGCCUGCGGCGGCGCCACGCAUCUGCAGCUGUCGCCUGCAUGUGCCUCCAUGGGCAUCCCCUCCGCCUCCUCUCACGGCGUUGCAGACAAACGGUUCGACCAGGUCUCGCCGAGUCCCGAAGUGUCUCCUCGUGCAGGCGGCGGGGUUUCUCAGAGAGACAGAGGAGGGCGGGGACUGUCUCCGCUUGGCUCCUCUGCGGCUCUCAGAAAAGCGGCCCCAGCAGAUACCCCUGGUCCUCACCCCCGCACUGCCGGCUCACAAAGCACGGAAGCCAAGCACGCCCGUCCUGUCUCCGCACCGGCUCCUUGGGCUCCAGACGGCUCUACAUCUUGGGCUCCAAACGAUGCUUUGCCGUGGGACCCCUCCGGGAGAGGCCGCGGUCGAAUGCCGAAGGCUAGGUCGCAGAAAAUUCAAGGACUUCUGCAGUCUUCUCCCCUCAAGAGUAAAACUGGAACAGAGCAGAUAUCUCAUUCCUUAUUGUCUCUCGGCGUCGUCCCAGCAAGAAAGCCGGGCAGCGGAAGGCGAGGAGAAAGUCACCUUCCUGAAGCCGAGCAACGAGAGGUUAGAACCGGGAAUGGGAGGUCUUCGUUUCAUCGAGUUUUGGCCUUUCUUCUGCUUGUGUGUUUCCAUACACGUAUACCAAUCUGCUUAGAAAUCAUGCAGACACCCAAGAGGUUCUGUCUCGACAUCUCACUAUCGAUCGCUCGACGCCUGCAGAUCUCCACCCCUUUCCUAAUUUAUCAUUGCCGUCACUUUCCAAAAGAAACCUACCCCUUGUCCCUUUCCUUCACCUUUUUGCUUUCUCUACGCAUCUCUUUCCUCUGCAUUUGCUCUUUUAGUUCUCGAUUACAACGAUGCCAGCAGCUCUCAAACCGCCCACUGUCUUCCGACCUGCAAAUGUAUCCUCAGUGUGCCAGUUUUACCUGUGUACACCUCUCUCCUCAAAUCUGGACUUGUUUUUUACCAUUGCACUUGGGAGCAUACGGCUUCCUUCGAUGCUCUCACGGGUGCACACUGGAAAAAUUCAAAUAG
This is a messenger RNA of Toxoplasma gondii ME49, 1365 nucleotides long. RefSeq lists its product as hypothetical. The transcript has 2 exons. The coding region runs from base 1 to 1365 and encodes 454 amino acids. Lineage: Eukaryota; Apicomplexa; Conoidasida; Eucoccidiorida; Sarcocystidae. The record is from RefSeq and is a predicted model, not a curated record.